Molecule: messenger RNA, 882 nt
Organism: Salvia miltiorrhiza (redroot sage)
Lineage: Eukaryota; Viridiplantae; Streptophyta; Magnoliopsida; Lamiales; Lamiaceae
Exons: 1
Coding region: 1-882 (293 amino acids)
Molecular function (GO): nucleic acid binding; RNA-DNA hybrid ribonuclease activity
Source: RefSeq, a predicted model, not a curated record
AUGUGGCGCUGUGUUGCCAACGCUCUACCGGUGGCAACUGCGCUGAGAAGUCGGGCCAUUGAUGUUGAUCCCAUGUGUAGGAGAUGUGGAGCGAGCGAGGAAACGGUGGAACAUGCGAUUCGUGACUGUAACUGGACGGAGUUUCUGUGGGCUGUUUCACCGCUCAGAAUUCAACCUGUUAUACAGGACGAGUUUUGUUCCAUUGUGGAUUGGUUUGAAAGCAUCCGUAGGUGUCCCCAACAAGAAACCCACGCGGCUUUUGCAACCUUGGCUUGGGCUGCUUGGUUUGCAAGAAACCUCUAUCUUUUCCAACAAAAAGAACUUAGUCACGUGGAGUGUAUUCAAAUCGCCCAGAGAGCAAGGUGGUCACCUUCAGUCACUUCCCAGUCGAAACAAAAGAGGGCUCUAAAAGUCGAGUGCACCAGGACAGGGCAAGUCAAAAUCUCGAGUGAUGCUGCUCUCGGUGGUGGUCAGUUUAUCGGAAUUGGAGCGGUGUUGACGGAGGCUUCUGGCUCGGUGCUUGGUUGCAGAUUUGGGGUUUGUACGGGAGUGUUCAAAGUGGUUGAAGGGGAAGCUAUCGCCAUGCUGGAGGGGCUCAAUCUAUGCAGGGAACGGGGUGUCGAGGACAUUAUCGCCGAGAAGGACAAUCAAGAACUGUACUGGUUGCUGGUUCAAAAGGAGACUGAUCUCUCUUAUCUUGGAGACACUUUGCAGAAAAUUCAUGAUCUUAAGGCGUCUUUCCGCUGUGCUUGUUUUAGCUGGACUCCUCGGGAAGGGAAUUCAAAUGCUGAUCGUCUUGCUGCUUUUGCGUUUAGUAAUCCUAAGCCAAUGUCUUCUGUUAUGGCUUUUCCGUAUGAUGUAAACAACUCUAUUUCUCUUUAA